GGGAACUGCACUAGGAUCUCUGCCCCUUCGUCGAUCAGUAUAAAAUGGGCAAAGGGUUUGACUUCUCUAUCAGUUCCUCCUACGCCAGCCAAUCAUGAAGUUCUCUCUGUUCGUUCUCUUGGGUCUCGUUGCCACCGUGACCCUGGCGCGACCUGACUCCGUCCUAGACCUGGACCUGGAUGACAUCCAUCAUGAGCAAAAUAUUGAUGAUGACCAGGUCAUCACUGGAAGUUACAGCUGGACCUCUCCCGAAGGCGUCGAGUUCUUCGUCAGGUACGUCGCCGACGAGGACGGCUACAGAGUCCUAGAGUCCAACGCCGUUCCCGUCAGCGCCUUCGGCGUCAGGGCCAACGGCCAGCAGGGAUCCUUCGACUCCGACGAGGAUGACGACAGGAAAUAGGAAGUCUGUGAAGGACUCUCGCUGUCUCCUGAAUCCUUAUGAAAGUUUUUUUUUAUUUAUUCGCCAUUAUUCACUCAUUGAUUUUAUUCGGGUGUAUACGCAGUGUGUAUACUGUGUAUGUCAUUCAUUCCAUUGACCUACAGCUGUGUAAAUGGUGUAUUCAUUGUGAGAAUCAAUAAAAGACAUUCUAAAAAAUGA
Macrobrachium nipponense is the source of this 598-nucleotide messenger RNA. RefSeq lists its product as uncharacterized. The record is from RefSeq and is a predicted model, not a curated record. The transcript has 3 exons. NCBI's taxonomy places the organism in Eukaryota, Metazoa, Arthropoda, Malacostraca, Decapoda, Palaemonidae. The coding region runs from base 95 to 400 and encodes 101 amino acids.